Molecule: messenger RNA, 666 nt
Organism: Telopea speciosissima
Lineage: Eukaryota; Viridiplantae; Streptophyta; Magnoliopsida; Proteales; Proteaceae
Product: protein RDM1-like
Exons: 3
Coding region: 61-570 (169 amino acids)
Cellular component (GO): nucleus
Source: RefSeq, a predicted model, not a curated record
GUUGCUGUUAGGUUGCCCUCAGCGUUUACAUACUACGGAGUAAUAUUUUCUUCUUAAUGCAUGGAGAGGGCAAUGCCAUGGAGCAACCAAGUGGAUGUUUUGUCAUCCGACUCAGAUUCAGAGGCUGUUAAUGGGAAUGAUAAAGCAAAUGGAAGUCAUAAGAACACAAUCAAUAAACCGACUGAAGAAAAUGUAUUGGAAGGUGCAAUGAUCAGACGAGCAGAAAUGUAUCAGGAAUAUAUGAAGCAGAUUCAAAUUCCUUCUUACCGUGCAUCACAAAUUUCGUUUAAUUCAUGGCAGGGACUAGCAAAAUCCCUCAAGCAGUUAUAUGGGCAACCCCUGCACUAUCUCACCAAUGUCCUCCUUAAACAGUGGGACCAAUCAAGGGUUGGAACUGAUAAUGAAUAUCAGCCGUUGGAUACCAUCAUUCAUUCUUGUAAAGCCGAAGCUACCAUCUGGCUCAUGGAAGAAAUCCACAGGUUUACCACUUCACAUCACCAUAUAGCAAGACUCUGGCUUUCUGACCCCAUGCACCAUGCGUAUGUUGAUCCAAUCUUUCCACGGAUAUGAAAAUUGUGUCCCAAACCUACCUGUUUCCAAACCCAUGAAUAGUAAUUGGGUGUUCUGUAAAAAUUAAUAGAUAUGGUUUUGAAUCCAAGCAUUGUC